Molecule: messenger RNA, 402 nt
Organism: Cottoperca gobio
Lineage: Eukaryota; Metazoa; Chordata; Actinopteri; Perciformes; Bovichtidae
Gene: atp5f1e
Product: ATP synthase F1 subunit epsilon
Exons: 3
Coding region: 80-238 (52 amino acids)
Biological process (GO): proton motive force-driven mitochondrial ATP synthesis
Cellular component (GO): mitochondrial inner membrane
Molecular function (GO): proton-transporting ATP synthase activity, rotational mechanism
Source: RefSeq, a predicted model, not a curated record
GGGAAAAGACCGACGUCGAUACAAAACAACGUCAUCACGCAUAUAUCCGAACUGUCCUUGAAGCCAUAACACAAGCAAGAUGGUUGCAUACUGGAGACAGGCAGGCCUCAGCUACAUCCGCUUCUCCGCUAUCUGCGCUACCGCUGUGCGGGCUGCGAUGAAGCCGCAGUUUAAAGCCGCGGCAUUGAAGGCCGUAGAAUCCAACGUCAAAGUCUACAAACCCAAAAAAGCAGCAUGAUCUGAGACUGAUGUCCAUAGUUUCCCCUGAGUUUUGAGGUCCUUUCACUGUCCUGUCCUGCACUACAUGGAAAAGGAAAAAAAGAUGGAUGACAUCAAGUUGACCUGAAUGAAUUUGCUGUACUCACCCUUACAUUUGUAAUUAAAAUGGAUAUCUGAAAUGCA